Molecule: messenger RNA, 2311 nt
Organism: Lotus japonicus
Lineage: Eukaryota; Viridiplantae; Streptophyta; Magnoliopsida; Fabales; Fabaceae
Product: BTB/POZ domain-containing protein At1g03010-like
Exons: 4
Coding region: 213-2114 (633 amino acids)
Molecular function (GO): protein binding
Source: RefSeq, a predicted model, not a curated record
AAACACAGAAACACUCAUAAAGUAUGUCCCUAAUCACUUCCUCCAUCCUUUAACACUGCAUGUAUUCAUGUGACUUUCACUUCUCCACAACUUUCCCUGAAGAAGUGGUCCUCAACACAAAGAAUCUGUCAAGAGAAUCAUACACAUUACACUAACAGAGUGAAAACUCUUAGUGGGGUGCAGAGGUAUCACAAUUUUCAAGUUUGGUGGAGAUGGGAGUUGUCACUGUGGGAGAAUUCAAGUCCAGCAUUUCAGGGAAGAGGACUUUUCGUCCAAGUUCAAGCAUAAGGCAUGCCACUGAAUGGCCUAUAUCUGAUGUAUCUAGUGACCUUACCAUUGAAAUAGGAGCUUCAAGCUUUGCACUUCACAAGUUUCCUCUAGUUUCUCGGAGUGGAAGAAUUAGGAAACUUCUGUUAGAAGCAAAAGAUUCUAGAGCUUUGCGUGUAAGUCUCCCAAAUGUGCCAGGGGGUGCAGAGGCGUUUGAGCUUGCUGCAAAAUUCUGUUAUGGAAUUAAUGUUGAGUUCACCCUCUCCAAUGUUGCUAUGCUAAAAUGUGCUUCCCAUUUUCUCGAAAUGACAGAGGAAUUCGCGGAGAAAAAUUUGGAGACGCGAGCGGAGGCGUAUCUAAAGGAGACUGUGCUACCAAACAUAUCAAGCACAAUAUCUGUCCUUCACCGUUGCGAAACUCUUCUUCCCAUUGCAGAAGAGAUUAGCCUUGUUAGCAGGUUGAUCAAUGCAAUUGCUAACAAUGUGUGCAAAGAGCAGCUAACUUCUGGUUUACAAAAACUGGACCAUAACCAUUUUCCUUCUAAAUCUAUCUCAAACAUGGAACCUGAGACACCCUUAGAAUGGUGGGGAAAGUCACUCAAUGUUCUUAAUCUUGAUUUCUUCCAAAGAGUUUUGUCUGCAAUGAAGUCAAAGGGACUAAAACAAGAACUUAUCAGCAAAAUUUUGAUAAACUAUGCUCAUAAUUCUCUUCAAGGGAUGGUUGUUAGGGACCCUCAUGCUGUCAAAGGGAAACUUGACUUAGAAUUACAGAAGAAACAAAGGGUCAUUGUUGAAGCUAUAGCUGGAUUACUUCCAACUCAAUCAAGGAAAAGCCCGGUUCCAAUCGCGUUUCUCUCAAGUUUGUUGAAAGCUGCAAUAGCAGCUUCAGCUUCUGGCUCUUGCAGAGCUGAUUUGGAAAGGAGGAUUGGUUUGCAACUUGACCAGGCAAUUCUUGAAGACAUUCUGAUUCCAACAAACUCACAUCAAAAUAAUACUCACAGCACCAUUUAUGACACAGAUUCAAUUUUGAGGAUUUUUUCCAUCUUCCUGAACUUGGAUGAUGAGGAUGAAGAUGAUAACCACAUGAGGGAUGAAAAUGAAAUGAUUUAUGACUUUGAAAGUCCUGGUUCUCCAAAACAAAGCUCAAUUCUGAAGGUAUCCAAAUUGCUUGACAACUAUCUUGCUGAAGUAGCACUGGACUCAAACUUGUUGCCAUCAAAGUUCACAUCACUUGUGGAACUACUUCCAGAUCAUGCACGUAUUGUAAGUGAUGGACUCUAUAGAGCUGUUGAUAUCUUCCUUAAGGUUCAUCCAAACAUGAAGGACUCAGAACGUUAUCGUCUCUGCAAAACCAUUGACUGCAACAAACUAUCUCAAGAAGCCUGCAGCCACGCCGCACAAAACGAAAGACUACCAGUGCAGAUGGCAGUGCAAGUUCUCUACUUCGAGCAAAUCAGGCUCCGGAACGCCAUGAACGGCGGAGGCAACAACCAAUUCUUCUUCGGCGCCGGGUUCAACGCUCAUCAAUUCCCUCAACGUUCAGGGAGCGGUGCAGGAAGCGGAGCCAUUUCUCCGAGAGACAACUACGCUUCAGUGAGAAGAGAAAACAGAGAGCUGAAGCUUGAGGUUGCGAGGAUGAGAAUGAGGCUCACUGAUUUGGAGAAAGACCAUGUUUCCAUGAAGCAGGAGCUUGUGAAGUCUCACCCUGCGAACAAGCUGUUCAAAUCUUUUACAAAGAAAAUGAGCAAGCUCAAUGCUCUGUUUCGGAUGAAUGGUAUCAAGAUGAAUGGUGCUGGUUCUGAGAGCAGGUUUCCUUUUGCAAAGAGAAGGCGUCACUCAGUUUCAUGAUUAUAGUAUGUGGAACAGAAAGAAUGUAUAUAGAAUGUAUUAUGCAUGGAGUGAUUGUGUAAUUUUUUCACUCCAUAGUUUUCUUGUGUUUUAAUUGCUUAAUGGUGUCAUUACUCAAACUUUGGCUGGACUAUCAUGAAUCAUGAUCCAAACUAAGAGUAACUUUUAGAAAAACAUGGAAAGAAAAUUUACCCAAA